This is a messenger RNA of Drosophila hydei, 890 nucleotides long. RefSeq lists its product as uncharacterized. The record is from RefSeq and is a predicted model, not a curated record. The transcript has a single exon. NCBI's taxonomy places the organism in Eukaryota, Metazoa, Arthropoda, Insecta, Diptera, Drosophilidae. The coding region runs from base 15 to 833 and encodes 272 amino acids.
ACUCAGUUGUUAAAAUGUCGUCACUGCAUUCAGAACUAUUCGCAUCGCUGCUCUGCCUGUCGCUGCUGCUUAGCGCAACUGCCGCCAGCAGCGAGCCACUGAGCGAACAGCAGCAACAGCUGGAGCUUAAGCUGAGCGAGCUGCGCGGCCAUAAGCAGCUCUUGCAGGCCGAGAUUAAGCGCCUGUAUAUGGGCACAUAUACGCCGGAGAUGUCCAUGCUGAUAGAGGAUCUGCAGCAGCGUCAGCUGGACAUACAGCAGCAAAUCGAUAAGCUGGAGGGCAAGGCGCAGCAGCAGGACGCACAGCAGCUGGCGUUCAAUCUGGCUGCAGACUUUGAGUUGCUGCAGCACAAACUAAACGAGCUCAAGGUCCAACUGGAUGUCAUGCAGACCACCAACAGCAACAGCAGCAGCAACAGCAGCAACAGCAGCAGCAGCAGCAGCAGCAGCAAUAGGCAGGAGCUGCCUCGUGAGGCUGUCUACACCAGCACGCCCAAGUCGCCCGUGAGCGUUGGCUCCUAUUUCUUUACGCCGCUGCUGGCCAUGCCGGAGUCUCUGCCCAGCGUUGGCAUCGCCCAGUCGGAAUCGAAUGCAGCUCCCUCGCUCAUCAAACGGCUGCUGGCCUUGCUGCGACCCAAUGCAGCCAGCACAGCGUCUUUAAGCUCUGGCACCAACUGGUCGAAGUCAACGAGCAAAGAGCAAAAGCAGCAGCAACGCUUGCAGCUGCUCAACACUGAGGAACUGCUCUCACAGCUACAGCUGCAGCGACAAUUCCUGGACGACGCCAUCAACCGCAUGGAGCUGCUCUCCGGCAAGCAUAGCAACCAGUUCUAAUUGGAGUCCAAUUGCAUUCCAUUUCCCUAUAAGCUAUAAGAUCUUUUUUUUUCUGCA